GAUUAACAUGUGUAUUACUAUAUAGGAGCUAACUUCAGUCGUAUAUUGACACUCAGCUGGCCAUUGUGUGUUUCAUUAUUAGUAAAUAUGUCGUUCGUACGGUUACCUUUUAUACUGUUAUUUUGGAGUGCCCCGUUUUUAACGUUGACGUCCUGUGAAAUCAACUUGGAGAAUGGCUUAGAGGCAUUCUUGGACCAUCUCAAGGCUCAAGACAUGGUGUACAGAUACAAAAACGCUGAGGUGCUUGAUGUCCAGCAAAAGAAAGACGUGCUUCAACUGACCAUAGGCGUGGAAGGGGAAUGUUUAAAUAUAAUUCCCCAGAUGCCUUGUGAAAAUACGUUUAGGGAGUGUACUGGUUACAUUCUAAAAGAGGAGGACACUGAAAAGUUAAUGGUAAAAAAUGUCAAAUGCACAGAAAAAAGACCCGUAGUUCCAGAUAGCGUAGACGAAGAACUGGUCUACGAGCCACCACUGCCAGACAGCGGAAAUAAUAGAUUGAAAAAGAUCGAGUUAAGUCACGAAACUGUAUCUACCGAAGCUGAGGAACCGUUCAUGGCAGUCCGCAAGAACCAAUGUUGCGGUUUCGCCACUGAUGUCGACACCAACGUCGAAGGUGUAGACGUUCUAAUCGACACAGCCCUUAGACAAGUCGAAGCUGACAGAGAAAAGAGACAUUCAUUGGUGAAAAUCGUCCGUCUUCAAAAACAGGUGGUGGCCGGUAUAAAAUACAUUUUAACCAUGGAAAUAGCACCAACCACCUGUGAGAAGAACGCCGAACUGUCAGUGUACUGUCCAAUUGACGAAACGGCUGGAACAGUCACUUGUCAAAUCGAGUUCAUCGAACAAGUCUGGAUCAGCAAAGACAAACAUAUCAUUUCCAAUAACUGCACCACCACAAGGGUUUAUGACGUCCCAGAAGUUCCAGAACGUGUGGUAGCACCUAAAUACGAGGGAGAAAACGAAAUUAACCACGGGUCUGGAAAGCCCGGAGAUCUGCCAAACAUAUCAGUAGAAGGGUUGUCGGACCUAGAAUCUCAAAUAAUCCCGGACCAAAGUGAAGCAAGCUCGAACCAAAUCGCCCGUAACAAAGUAGAAUCACAAAAUCGUGCCGACGACGUCCUUAAAGACAUAGAAGGCAUGAUCGAGCCAAUCAACGUAAAAAACAACUACGAUGCGCCGCCUUUGACCAAUUUGCACAGGCAAAAGAUCGAGACCAUUCCGGAGGAGCCCCAUUACAUUGACGAUUUUGCGUUGCCCCCGGAAGACUAUUUCCACAAAGUGGAAGAGCAGGUUCAACCCAACAAAAAUAGAUUGCAAUCGGGUGUUUUCUACGAUUCAGCUUAUGAUUAUAGCCCGCCGAAUCCUCAAAAUUUCGAAGAAUACAUUAACGUUGGAUUGCCAAGGGAGGAGAAUCAAUUUGAUCCAUUUUCUCCAGACGUUUCCAACUAUAACCCCGUUGAUAAUUCGCACAUAGAUGACUUUAAUUUUGACGUUGAUCAAGAUUCCUAUAAACCUUUCCAUUUCGAUGACUUCGCUGGCGCUUUUCCCGAACUAUUCAUGAAUGACGCCCCAGUCCCCGAAAAAACUAACGAAGCGCCGACCACUACCACACCCGAGACUGGCAGCCCUUUGCCUGAAAUUUCUUCGGUGAAACCUGAAGAUACCAAUGCGACCAAAACGGUUUCGUCUGAAGAAAACUCCAGCGAAGAAGGCAACAAUGCGGCAGAAAAAAGUUCAAGUUCAAGCGAGGAAAAGACGAGAACAAAGAGAGAUAUCAAAAAUAAUAAAGUUAAAGAUUCUGACGAGAAAAAUGGUUCAACAGCCUCCAAAAAAGAUUGUAAUGAUGACGAUGACGACGAUAAUGAUGACGAUAAUAAUGAUUCUAAGAGUAAUGGCAAAGACGAAGUGGAUUGUCCAAACACAUCAAAAGACGGAUGUUCAAAAAAAGUUAAAAAGAGUUGCUCAAAAUCAUCCAACAAAGGUUGUGAAGAUGACGAUGACGAUGAUGGUGGUUCAUCUUCAUCAUCCAGUAGUAGUAGCAGUAGCAGUGAUAGUGAUGAAGAUGAGAAAGGUUGUUCAAGGAAAUCCAAAAAAAGUUCUUCUAGAAAACAUAAAAAUGAUGAUGAUUCAUCCUCAUCAUCCAGUGACAGUAGUGAAGAAAGUGACCAACAUAGACAUAAUAGGAAGCACAAGCGUUCCCUGGGUCAACUAGAAAAGAUAUCGAUUCACGAAAAACCUUUGGUGCGUGAUUUGGCCGAUUACGUUGCCGCCACCCUUGAUUACAAAGAUGAAGACAAUCACAGGAAUGUGGUGUUGCAAAUUUUGGGCGCGAAGAAGUUGAAGCUCGAAGGGCUUUACUAUAAUUUGAUUUUGAGAUUGGGAAUUUCACAUUGUUUGGAAGACAAGCACGCGAACAGCGGGGAGUGUAGAGAAAAAUUAUUCGAAAAUUUGACGAAAAUUUGCAAGGUCCAAGUGCACGUUGACGCAGAGUACAGCAAUCCAAAGAUUGUCAAGUCUCAAUGUCAAAACAUCAAAAAGGACGAGUUCGAUAUAAAUCGCACCAACUACAGCCGAUACCGCAGACAAGUUAAAGCAGGUGGUAUUAAAGUUCGCCCUAUAGAUGAUGCGGAAGCUUUGCAGUAUCUGAAGACAAGUUUGAGUCAGAUGGAUUCAGAAUCCGGCCACCCAAACAAAUUGAAAAUUAAAGAGGUACUUGCUGUAACUUCGCAGGUUGUUGCUGGUUCCUUGUGGAAAAUAAAAGCCGUAGUGGUUUUGUCAGAUUGCAAACAGGAAGAAAUCAAAGACAUUGAAGAAUGCGGAGAACUCGAAGGAGCAAACACCAGGACAUGCAAUUUUAGUAUCUGGGACAGACCUUGGUUACAAAAUGGCAAAGAAACCGAGAUUAAGUGCGAUAACGAAGAUAAAUUGUACAAAUAUAGAGCAAAACGUCAAAUACCUGGUGGCAAAACUGAACAGCCAAAAGAUAGCGCAGAAGCUUUAAAACAUUUAAAGAACAGCAUUGGUCUUCUUGAUUCCGAGUCUGGGCAUUCCAACAAACUAAAAAUUAAGGAAGUAAUUUCAGUUCAUUCCCAAGUAGUUUCGGGAGUUUCCUGGGACAUCAAAGCAAAAAUAAUUUAUUCCGACUGCAAAAAAGAGGAUUCCAAAGAUCCUCAAGAAUGUGGGGAACUGAGUGGUGCUGAAGAAAAAAUAUGCGACUUUAACAUUUGGGAUCAGCCAUGGUUGCCGCAAGGCACCAAAACCGAAAUCAAAUGUGAAAAUGAUUCAAAAACACACAAGUAUAGAUCAAAAAGACAAACCAAGGUUGGUGGCAAAACUGAGCAACCAAAAGAUAGCGCAGAAGCUUUAAAACAUUUAAAGAACAGCAUUCGUCUUCUUGAUGCCGAGUCUGGACAUUCCAACAAACUAAAAAUCAAGGAAGUAAUUUCAGUUCAUUCCCAAGUAGUUUCGGGAAUUUCCUGGGACAUCAAGGCAAAAAUAAUUUAUUCCGACUGCAAAAAAGAAGAUUCCAAGGAUCCUCAAGAAUGUGGGGAACUGAGUGGUGCUGAAGAAAAAAUCUGCGAUUUUAAUAUUUGGAGUCAGCCAUGGUUGCCACAAGGCACCAAAACAGAAAUCAAAUGUGAAAAUGACUCAAAAACACACAAGUAUAGAUCAAAAAGACAAACCAAGGUUGGUGGCAAAACUGAGCAACCAAAAGAUAGCGCAGAAGCUUUAAAACAUUUAAAGAACAGCAUUGGUCUUCUUGAUGCCGAGUCUGGACAUUCCAACAAACUAAAAAUUAAGGAAGUAAUUUCUGUUCAUUCCCAAGUAGUUUCGGGAGUUUCCUGGGACAUCAAAGCAAAAAUAAUUUAUUCCGACUGCAAAAAAGAAGAUUCCAAGGAUGCUCAAGAAUGUGGGGAACUGAGUGGUGCUGAAGAAAAAAUAUGCGACUUUAACAUUUGGAGUCAGCCAUGGUUGCCGCAAGGCACCAAAGUCGAAGUUAAAUGUGAAAAUGAAUCAAAGCCACAUAAGUUGAGAUAUAGAAGAGGAUUAAAUCAAUUGGGCGGCCCAGAAGAUCAGCCGAAUGACAAUGCGAAAGCGAUAAGCUACUUAAGGGAGGGAUUAUUACAUUUGGACACCAAAUCCAAUCAACUAAAUAAAUUUAAAAUCAAGGAAGUUCUUUCGGUGACCAAGCAGCAAGUAUCCGGUCAGCUGUGGAAAAUCAAAGCUAAAAUAGUGCUGUCGGACUGCGCCAAGGACGACCCCAGGGAACCUCUUGAUUGUGGGGAGUUGGAAAGUGACGCGGGCCGCAUUUGCGUUUUCCAAGUUCACGAUCAGCCUUGGUUGCCGCAUGGAAGAGAAACCGAAAUACGUUGCGAAAACGAACCGAACGUGCACAAGUACAAAACUAAAAGAUCCGUUGCGGACGAAUAUUGGUUGCCCAGCUCUGUUAAAAUAAAUCCCGAGGUGCACGAGUAUGUUCAAUCAGCACUGGAAUACAUGGAUUCGAGAUCUGAUAAAGAUACAACUUACGCUUUGAAAGAAAUUGUUGAUGUUAAAAAGGAAGCAGAACAUAAGUGGGUCGUGUCAGUAUCGAUUUUACUUUCAGAUUGCGCUAAAGGAACCGAUGCUAGAUAUUGCAGGGAAUUAAACCUGGGUUCAAAGGCUUGCGAUAUUAGUAUUUCGUUACUAAACCUAUCCGGAAGCAGAAGGGAAAUCUCCAUCAAGUGCGAAGGAGAUGAUAACGUGUAUGCGUUUGACGAUAUCUCAACCACCAAUGCCCUUACCCAAGAGGAAAUCAGAACCAUGUUCUCCAAAUUCAUAAACCAUCACAGCAAGAACUACAAACACAAGAACGAGUACAACUAUCGUCUUAAAGUAUUCAAAUCUAACCUCAAACUUAUCGAUGAGUUGAAUAAGCAAGAACAAGGUACCGGCGUCUAUGGAAUCACGAAAUUCGCCGAUCUGACACCCGAGGAGUUUUCCCGCUCCCACGGACUGAGAAGCGAUCUCAGAUCGGAAAACGACAUUCCCUUCGCUCAAGCCGAAAUUCCCGAUGUCGAGCUUCCAGUGGCGUUCGAUUGGCGUGAAAAGGGCGCCGUGACCGAGGUGAAGGACCAGGGCCAAUGCGGAAGUUGCUGGGCGUUCAGCGUGACGGGCAACGUCGAAGGACAAAACGCCAUCAACGGCGGGACCCUUCAGGAACUCUCCGAACAAGAAUUGGUCGAUUGCGAUACCAUGGACGAUGGUUGCAACGGAGGGUUGAUGGACAAUGCGUACAGGAUGAUAGAAAAACUGGGCGGUUUGGAGUUGGAACAAGACUACCCGUACGACGCCAAGGACGAGAAAUGUCAUUUCAAUAAGAACAAGGUACGCGUUCAGCUCAGUGGGGCCGUUAAUAUUAGCCACGAUGAGACUGAUAUGGCCAAGUGGUUGGUUCAAAAUGGACCGAUUUCCAUUGCCAUAAACGCAAACGCCAUGCAGUUCUACGUUGGAGGAGUGUCGCAUCCAUGGAAAGUACUGUGCAGCCACAAAAACCUCGAUCAUGGGGUUCUAAUUGUUGGUUAUGGCGUUCAUAAAUAUCCAUUAUUUAACAAGACCAUGCCAUAUUGGAUAGUAAAAAACUCAUGGGGAAAAUCAUGGGGUCAACAGGGAUACUACUUGGUGUACAGAGGAGAUGGUACAUGCGGCUUAAAUCAAACCCCUUCUAGCGCAAUAGUGACAAAAUUAGUAUAGACUCUUUGUGCAUUGUGAUAUUUUUAUUAUAUUUUAUUUUUCGAAGACAGUUUGAAACAAAAUAAUAUCAUUAGGUACACAUAAUAAUUAUUACGAAUAAUAAUGUUAAUAAUUUCUGAAUGUUUAAUAUGACUAAUUUAACUAAUUUUAAGAUAGCAAUAACAAUUAUAAAAUAUUUUUUAUGAUGCAAAUAAAAAAUGGCAGUUAUUUUGAUUAUAAUUUAUUGAAAAUAAUGACAAUCAACUCGUCCCAGAAUCGUUAUUUAAGUAGCGCCGUUAUCAUCAUAACCAGAAUUAAGAUUUUAAUAAGCAGCUUUCAAACGCGUAUGUAACAAAGAAGAGUUAUUGAUAAUAAAGCCGGGAAAUGUUAAAAUAUCGGAAUGUACACUGGUACAAAACUAAAAAAUUCGUUGCGGACAAAUAUUGGUUACCCAGCUCUGUAAAUAUAAAUCCCGAGGUGCACGAGUAUGUUCAAUCAGCACUGGAAUAUAUGGAUUCGAGAUCUGAUAAAGAUACAACUUACGCUUUAAAAGAAAUUGUUGAUGUUAAAAAGGAAGCAGAACACAAGUGGGUCGUAUCAGUAUCGAUUUUACUUUCAGAUUGCGCUAAAGGAACCGAUGCCAGAUAUUGCCGGGAAUUAAACCUGGGUUCAAAGGCUUGCGAUAUUAGGAUUUCGUUACUAAACCUAUCCGGAAGUAGAAGGAAAAUCUCCAUCAAGUGCGAAGGAGAUGAUAACGUGUAUGCGUUUGACGAUAUCUCAACCACCAAUGCCCUUACCCAAGAGGAAAUGAGAACCAUGUUCUCCAAAUUCAUAAACCAUCACAGCAAGAACUACAAACACAAGAACGAGUACAACUAUCGUCUUAAAGUAUUCAAAUCUAACCUCAAACUUAUCGAUGAAUUGAAUAAGCAAGAACAAGGUACCGGGGUAUAUGGAAUCACGAAAUUCGCCGAUCUGACACCCGAGGAGUUUUCCCGCUCCCACGGACUGAGAAGCGAUCUCAGAUCGGAAAACGACAUCCCCUUCGCUCAAUCCGAAAUUCCCGAUGUCGAGCUUCCAGUGGCGUUCGAUUGGCGUGAAAAGGGCGCCGUGAAGGACCAGGGCCAAUGCGGAAGUUGCUGGGCGUUCAGCGUGACGGGCAACGUCGAAGGACAAAACGCCAUCAACGGCGGGACCCUUCAGGAACUCUCCGAACAAGAGUUGGUCGAUUGCGAUACCAUGGACGAUGGUUGCAACGGAGGGUUGAUGGACAAUGCGUACAGGAUGAUAGAAAAACUGGGCGGUUUGGAGUUGGAACAGGACUACCCGUACGACGCCAAGGACGAGAAAUGUCAUUUCAAUAAGAACAAGGUACGCGUUCAGCUCAGUGGGGCCGUUAAUAUUAGCCACG
Molecule: messenger RNA, 7123 nt
Organism: Brassicogethes aeneus
Lineage: Eukaryota; Metazoa; Arthropoda; Insecta; Coleoptera; Nitidulidae
Source: the annotation of a GenBank genome assembly